AUGCCGGCCUUGACAAAUGAUACCUUCGAUCUGCCUCUGGCUAAGAGGCAGAAGAAAACUCUCAGCAAAGAAAAGAGGGUAGCCAACCAGCGUGAGGGGUCCAAAAUUUUUGCUCCUUUCCGGACAUUGGGACUGGUGUCUCCGACUUCAGUGCCAUUCACUAGUGUUCGCCUAGGAAAGUCAACUUAUCAGAUCACGACAUCGGUAGGUCAUACGCUACAGACCUAUGAUCUGAGACGGGGCUUGAACCUGAUCUUCUUGAGUCGGCCACAAACCCCAGAGUUCAUCACGGCGACAUGUGCCUGGCAGGAUAAAGUACUCGCUGCAUGGGGCUACCUACGUCCCCGUUCCCCUGGAGGGGUUUGGGUGUUCAAGCGUGGUAAACGUGUCGCGUCUCUGGAGAGCCCUAAUUUAGAUGGCCCGAUUGAACGCUUAGUGGUGUUCGGUUCGUGGGUCGUUGGCUGCUGGACAGGUGGUCUUGAAGUGUGGAAGACGGGAAGCUGGGAACACUAUGCCAGUCUACGACCGCGAGGAAACCCAGGCUCUGCGGGCGAACCCAUCUACACAGGACUAUUGUGUAACAUGCCAACAUAUCUUAACAAGAUAUUCGUUGGGCGUAUGGAUGGGGCCGUGGAUAUCUGGAAUAUCCGGAGUGGGAAGCUGCUGCACACGUUACCCACACCAUCGUCGGAUUCCGGACCAGUCACGGCGAUCCAUCCAACCCCUGCUUUGUCUCUACUGGCCAUUGCCCACAAGAGCGGUGCUUUGUCGGUCUACAACAUUGACUCGGGCCAGCUAGUAUUGCCUCUCCGGACUUCCUCGGCACGCGUUCUUCCGGUAACAUCGAUCACGUUCCGCAGUGAUGGUCUAGGGGCAGGUCACGAUGGCCGAAAAGCCGGUGUCAUGGCUACUGCCGCGAGUGGAAGCGGUGAUAUUACCAUGUGGGAUUUGAACGAUGGAGGUCGGGUGGCUGGCAUCCUGCGUGGAGCUCACCGCGUAGCAAACCGAGACAAUAGCACGGGUGUGAAUCGCGUCGAGUUCUUGGACGGACAGCCAGUACUCGUGUCAUCGGGAGACGACAAUGCCUUGAAAACAUGGAUAUUUGACGAGACACCCUUCUCGCCGACACCUCGGCCACUCCAUGUACGAGGUGGGCACUCUGCUGCCGUCAGCGCCCUAGAAUUCUUACCUGCCGCCUCCGAUGGAUCCGACUCUGGUGGAAAGUGGCUUCUCAGUGCAAGCAAGGAUUGCAGUCUCUGGGGACUGAGCUUACGCAAGGAUAGUCAGCACGCCGAGAUUUCGCAAGGUAGUGUGGAGCGCAAGUCGAAGAAACUGGGUCCCUCCGAUCCAUCAAGCUCGGUGGUCGAUCCUCUCAAAGCCCCUGAGGUAACUUGUAUUGCCUGUUCCCUAAACCGAGAUGCAGGUAUGGGCAUCACCACUUCAGGCCCCAUCUGGUCGAACCCCAAGUUCACUAACACCGAAUCUUCCAACUCCACCGGAUGGGAGAGCGUCGUUACCGGCCAUCGAGGGGACAAGUAUGCGCGUACUUGGUUCUGGGGAAAGAAGAAGGCCGGUCGUUGGGCAUUUGCAACAAGUGAUGGAACGGAAGUGAAGAGCGUGGCUGUGUCCCAAUGUGGAACAUUUGCAGUCAUUGGAUCAGCAGGGGGAUCCAUCGAUUUGUUUAACUUGCAAUCUGGGCAACAUAGGCAGAGCUUCCCGUCCCGGGGGGCCAAGUCUCGCGCCACGAAGGUGCAGGGAGGUAGCGAUUCGGUAUUUGCUUCCUCGCGCCUUGAAAAUGCAAGACAUAGCAAGUCAGUGACUGGAUUGAUGAUUGAUAAUCUCAACCGAACCGUUAUCAGUUGUGGCCUGGAUGGCAAGGUCAAGUUUUGGGAUCUGCUCUCGGGCUCUUUAAUUGAUGAAUUGGAUUGGAAUCCAAUGGCAGCGGUGACUGGAAUUCGUUACAGCAAGACCAGCGAACUUGUCGCCUUCAGCUGCGACGACCUCUCUAUUCGUGUGGUUGAUCUUGAAACCCACAAGUUAGUGCGUGAAUUCUGGGGCUGCGUGGGUCAAGUAAAUGAUUUCAUUUUCUCCAAUGAUGGCCGGUGGAUCAUUGCGGCUUCUAUGGACUCCGUGGUACGGAUUUGGGACUUGCCCACUGGGCAUCUCAUCGACAUCUUUCGCGUUUCUAACACAUGUGUCUCACUUGCGAUGUCAUCCACUGGAGAGUUCCUGGCUACAGCACAUGCUGGAAGCAUCGGCAUUAGCCUCUGGAGUAACCGUAGCCUGUUCAUGCCCGUGUCCACCAAAAAUCUGGACGAGGAUCUCAUUGAGGAUGUUGGUGUGCCAACAACAUCUGGCGAGAGCGGCGCGGGUCUUGUCGAGGCAGCUUUUAUGGAGGCCCCUGAGCCAGAGGAGGCAGAAGGACCCGUGCUGACAAGUGAACAGUUGCGGCAAGAUAUGCUUACUCUCAGUCUGGUUCCUAAGAGCAAAUGGCAGGCAUUGGUUCAUCUUGACUCUAUUAAGGAACGCAAUCGGCCCAAGGAAGCUCCUAAGGCCCCCGAGAAGGCACCAUUCUUCCUUCCCUCUUUGCUCGGUGAUGCGCGCCCCGGGUCGGUCCAUGACACUGCUGCCGAGAUCGCCGAAGCUGGGUCUCUUUCUCACAACGUUGAGGCAGAGCGAUCUCGGGUGACCAAGAUGCCAACUAGGGGGGUUGGUUCUGAAUCCACUAUUACCCAAUCCCUCAGGUCCGGUCACGACUCUGGGGAUUAUGACGCUUUGAUUGACCAUCUCAAAUCCCUAUCCCCGGCACGAGCUGACCUGGAGAUUCGUUCUCUUGACCCGCGGGCGCGCGACGGCUUCUCCGAGUUAUCCAGUUUCGUCAGAGCUCUCACAAUUCGUCUCAGGCUGAGAAGGGAUUUUGAACUGGUCAACGCAUGGAUGGCGGUGUUUCUGAAGAUCCAUGCUGAUACGGUGGGACUCUGUUCUUGCCGAGAUGAACCAGAAUAUCGUCUCUUGCAAGAAGCCCUUGCAUCUUGGAUCCAUGAACAGGAACGGGAAGGUAAACGUCUCGCUGAACUGGUGGGAUACUGCCGUGGAGUUGUUGGCUUCUUAAGAUCCGCAAGAUAA
Penicillium odoratum is the source of this 3126-nucleotide messenger RNA. Its product is annotated as rRNA-processing protein UTP21. The record is from RefSeq and is a predicted model, not a curated record. NCBI's taxonomy places the organism in Eukaryota, Fungi, Ascomycota, Eurotiomycetes, Eurotiales, Aspergillaceae. Gene Ontology annotation, biological process: rRNA processing. The transcript has 5 exons. Gene Ontology annotation, cellular component: small-subunit processome; Pwp2p-containing subcomplex of 90S preribosome. Gene Ontology annotation, molecular function: protein binding. Bases 1 to 3126 code for a protein of 1041 amino acids.